AUGUUUCUCACUCUUCUAAUCAGUUUCUUCGGCCAGUUAACCUAUGCGAAACUGUUACAAAUCAACGAAUGGCAUUACUUCAAGCUGAAUCCCGGCCAGAAAGCUUAUAUGGAUUUAAACGUGUUUCAAACUUGUGAUAGGCUCAAUCUAGUCAUCUCAUCACCCAGCCACGACACUUCCAUCUUUAGUUUUCUAUUCGAUGGAGAUUAUCUAGAAAAGAUUGAUGUAUCGUCCAUUUCAUCCAUUAACAUCACAAAACCUCCAUUGGCCGUUGGUGGAUGUCGAGAGUACAAUCGUAGGCCAAUCCUUAUCAACAUUACUUCUUCAUAUAGUUUUUAUGAGCUUCAUAUCGACAAUCAAAUAUAUCGACGACCGAAAGAACGAUUUUCGGAUUCUUUAGGAAUUCUAAUUCCUCAGGAUGUCCCCUGCUGUUUGAUCCGCUCAAUUCUUUUGACCGACAACGAUGUCUUCACAACAACUCCUGUCAACCCUAGACUAUCAGGCAAAAACAAAGCAAUGAAUGCUGUUGGUCUUCCAAUUGAAACAACAACUCUUAAGUCAAUAACAGCAACAACAAGUCAUCCUCUUAUAACUGUUGCUGGAGGAGCUGAGAAUGCCGCGAGUCCAACUCGAGCAAGUCAGCUGAUAUCUUGGACAGAAUUGGUUAAUCGAGAAUGGUCGGUGUCCUUUCUGAUCUGUGCGUAUCUGACAGCUGGAAUGAUGUCCGUAUUAGUGCUCUUUGGCUUUUUGAUGUUCAUUUAUCUCCAAACAAAGCCCAAAAACGCAGCUCGCCUAUUCGCGGUUGAAAACUAUUCCUAA
Messenger RNA from Auanema sp. JU1783, 819 nucleotides. The record is from the annotation of a GenBank genome assembly. NCBI's taxonomy places the organism in Eukaryota, Metazoa, Nematoda, Chromadorea, Rhabditida, Rhabditidae.